UCCCAACCCCCCAGCAACCGGCCAAAGCCUCCCAGCUGCCGCCACCCAUCUCCGGCUGAAAAAUCGGUAAAAGCUUGGGGAUUUCUCCUUCUUUUCUUGUUCUAGAACACAUAUAGAACUCAGAAAUCUUCCCCCUGCAGAGAAAUUUCCAGAUCUGCUCUGCUCUUCCUCCCCUGUCCGUUGGUUUCUGCUAUGUGGGUGCGAAAUUUCUGAGCUUUUCAAGCCCCAAAAUUUUCUGCACUUCCCGCCGGCAAUUCCCCCAAUCUGCAGCUUCAAUUUGCUUGUUGGAAAUUCUGGUGCUGUUAUGGCUUAGAGCACUUGGAUUGAGUCCUCGGUUUAUGCGAUUUGAGAUCUGCAGUUUCUCUUCCUCCCCCGUCCGCCGGCUGCUAGUGGGUGUGCGAAUUUCUGGGCAUUUUUCGUGGAUUUCUUGAUAUUUCUCCCCAAAUUCCCGCCGGCUUCUCCCCCCUCCAGGUUCGGCUCUGCAGCUGCUAAAUUCUGGUGCUAUUAUGGCUUAGAACACUGGAUUGAGUCUUCGGUUCGGUGCGAUGUGAGGUAAGUAAAUUAUGUAUCUGUAAAGUAUGAUUUUCUGUUAAAUUUUGCUUGUUUUGUCUCCAAUAUGGUCAUGUUAUUCGUGUGCCCGCUAGUGGGAGGUUUAUAAACGCUAGCACAUGUUGACAUGUUAUUGAUAGAACCGGUUCGUUUCUGUUAUCCUACUAGUGGGAUUAUACACUAGUAAAUCGUGUGCCUGUCAGUAGAAGGUUUAUAACACUGGCCAUGACCUAUAGAGGAGACGUCUAUUUCGUUCCCAUACUGUAUUUGUUUUUCGUGAUUAUACUUGUUGGCAUGCUAUAAGUUUAAUUAAGGGCUAUCCAUAUUUACUUACUGAGUUAUCUCAUAGUUUUUCCUUGUCUACCAUUUCAGGAAGCGAAGUCAAGGAUAAGGAAAAAUGAGGGGAGUGACGAGUUAAAAGGCUAACCAUCUUGUAAAUUGAGUAUAGAUUUAGAUAUAAAUUAUGAUCUUGUAAGCUGAACUUUAUUUAGAAAUUUAUGAUAUCAGGGCAAAUUUUAAAACUUUAUCUUCAGAUUUUGGUGGCAUCAGAUUGUGGCAUGAUAAGUUCUGAGCCUUAUGCAUUUGUGGGAUCCUCUCACAAGUGUGUGCCAUCUGCCACGUCCUCGGAUUUGGAUUCUGGGGCGUGACAAACAUUUUCUCAUUUAUUAAGUAAAAAAAAAAAAACUUCUUUUUCUAUUUAAAUAACUCUAAAUUUAUAGUUUUCUUUAAUAUGCUUGUAUUUUCUUUCUUAAUAUUUUUUGUAAUAAUUUUUAUUUUUGCAUCAAAGUACCUUUUUCCCUUUCAUGGUUAAAUUUAUAAUCAUGGUUUUUUUUUUUUUUUGUGUGUUCGAUCAAUCUCAGUUAAAUUUCAUUUUCUUAAAAAAUAUUCUAGUUUUUU
Molecule: messenger RNA, 1446 nt
Organism: Rubroshorea leprosula
Lineage: Eukaryota; Viridiplantae; Streptophyta; Magnoliopsida; Malvales; Dipterocarpaceae
Source: the annotation of a GenBank genome assembly